CCAUUAGUGUCAUUGUCAUUUGCUCUUGAUCCUUGCUCGCCUUGAUUUUUCUACUUUUAUGUUUUUGUUGAUAGAAAAUAAUAUUAUUUGUAUUCAAUUUAUUCGUUGCUAUGGGUACAACAGAAGAGCUUAUGUUAUUACUAAAUGAUAAAAUAAAUUUGGGAGAAAAUCUUGUGGUUAAAUUGGAACCAUUAAAUGAAAUAGAUGGAGUUACGAAAUUACAAAGGAAAAUUAGGCAAGAAAUAGAAUUCUUACGAAAGUUAAGAAAAUCUAAGAAUGUGAAAAUUGAACAAUUAUCAUGUUCAAAUCUCCGGCAUCUUGGCGCGAUGGUUGAGUUGACUCUAAGACCUGGAGUUAUAGCAGUGUGUAAAAUUUUUCACAUCAAUGACUCGUCAAAGUUAGUAAUUGAUAUAAUUAGUGAGGAAGGAAGAGUAUGGACAAAAGUUAUUGCUAGGAACCCUAAAUCACUUUCUGCCUUAAGUGCUGGAAAGGCUUCUUAUGGAGCUCGCUCAAUAUUGGAUCAAGCUGAAGAUUAUCUGGAAUGUGCAAAGCUUUACCCAUGCAUGUAUAAACCUCCUAAGGUUAUUUUUGAAUUUAUGAGUGGCAUAGAAGAAAAUUUGGCAAAUAAAUUAAAAUCUGUUGGUGUGACAGUGAAAGGAGAAAUAUUACCUAAUUCACAUCUAUCUGAAGAUAACAAUGAUUCAUGGGGGGAAGAAUCCAGUGAUGAUGAGUGUCAAGAACAGAGUGAAGAAUCCUCAUUGAACCCUAUGCCAGAAUGUAUGGAUGAGCACCCAGAAAUUAAGACUCUGAACUUGGAUGUAACGGCUAUGAUGGCAUAUGUGAGCAAUAUGACAAAUGGUCACUGUAAUUACAUAUUCAAACAGGAAGUACUCUCACAGCAGGCAGCUUGGGAAGUGGAGAGACCAGUAAAACCUAUUUUAGAAAGAUUAUUUAAAGACAAGACAUUAGUGUGCUGCAGGACAGCUUGGGAUGAUUUUGAAAAAAUUGUAACCACUCUUGGUGGACCUAUGGAAAUCAAAAGAACACAAGAAUUGAAGAAUAUUGUCAAAGUAUAUCCUGAUGACUAUGGUGGUGAAGAUGAUUAUCCAAGAAAGAAUUUAAAAGUCAGAGGCCAUGUUAGAUUAAGAUCCAAAAUAAUUUUUAAUUUUGGGCAUAGGAUCAAAGCUCUUACUGUUUCAGCCAAUGAAGGAUUUGUCAGGGCUGCUAUGCAACAGGGCAUAACUUAUGCAUCAUUUGUGCAUGAAUCAAGAGCUUUGACAGAGGGUAAAGAGCCAACAGCCACAAAAAUCUCAUUAUGAUAUUCCAUAAUUAUUAUUAAUAUAUGAAGAGAACAACUACAAGUCAAUUAUUUGUUAAAAUCUGUAAAAAAUCGAUUGUUUAUAAAAUUUAUUAUCGUCCAUUAGUAAUAUAUAAAUCUAUAAGACACAUAAUAUAACAAAUAAAGCAAUUUAGAUAUAUUUCCGUUGAUCAUAGUGUUGCAAUUGCAAAUAAACAUUGGUUUAUUUCACCACCUUGUGGGUGAGACCCCUAGCUUCACAUAGUAACUGGGGAUGUGGUGAAAUGUGCCUUAAUCCAAUUGCCUCAAAUAUUGUGUUACAAUUAGUAAUCAUAAAAUUAAACAAACUUUUAAACCUUUGUGUAAGUAUGUUGAUACCUUGUUAAUUUGAUAUAAUUAAUGAUAAUUAUGUGAAUGUUAACCAUCAACAUGUGAUCAGAAAUCAGUCUAUUUAAAUAAAUAUCUUUGUUUUA
This is a messenger RNA of Spodoptera frugiperda (fall armyworm), 1770 nucleotides long. RefSeq names its product UPF0415 protein C7orf25 homolog. The transcript has 8 exons. Bases 111 to 1319 code for a protein of 402 amino acids. The record is from RefSeq and is a predicted model, not a curated record. Lineage: Eukaryota; Metazoa; Arthropoda; Insecta; Lepidoptera; Noctuidae.